CCCCAAUGACAUCACCCACCCUGCCUGACAGACCACGCGAGAUUACCGGCUUCUCGAUUUCUGACACCCGUAGCAACUGUCAAAAUCUGCGUAAAAAAUUGCCAUUCAUAAAUUAAUGAAAAACUGACAAUUGAAUUCCUACACAGGGAGUCGAAGUUUUAAUAAAGAACAGGGCAAAGCUUGUAAAAAGAACCGUUAUAGCAUCAUCCCCCGCCAUCUUCCUCUCCAGCGCUACGGCUUCAACAACAAUGGCGGACCCUAAAUAUGCCAACCUACCAGGCAUUGCCACCAACGAACCUGACAUCUAUGAGACAAACGAACUGCCUGAGGAUGACCAAGCACAGUUUGAGUCGGAAGAGCUGUGCAGUGAAAGUGUGGAGCGGAUAGUUGUCAAUCCCAAUGCUGCUUACGACAAAUUUAAGGACAAAAGAGUCAGCACCAAGGGACUUGACUUUUCAGAUCGCAUCAGCACAUCGAGAAGAAUCGGCUACGAGUCCGGAGAGUAUGAAAUACUCGCGGAGGGCUGUGGAGUGAAGGAGACCCCGCAGCAGAAGUACCAGCGGCUGCUCAAUGAGAUUCAGGAGCUGACGGAAGAGGUGGAGCAGAUCAAGACGACCACAAAGGAGUCCUCCACUGAAGAGAAGCUGACCCCGGUGGCUCUCGCCAAGCACGCUGCCUUGCUGAAGCAGCAGCUGGUCUCCUCGCACCUGGAGAAGGUGUUGGGGCCCGACGCAGCCAUCAACCUCACCGACCCGGAUGGGGCUCUGGCAAAACGCCUGCUCAUCCAACUGGAAGCUGCACAGAGCCAUAAAGGGAAGCAGACAGAGGGGAAGGGACCAGCCAAGAGUACCGAGGACACGGUGAUCUACGAACUGCGUAGUCGGCCGGAGCAAAACAAAUUCUCUGAGACCGCCAAGAUUGCAGAGCUGGAGAAGAGACUAGCUGAACUGGAGACCGCUGUGGGCACCGGACCCGAGCGACUGACCCCUCUUACUUCUGCUGUCCAGGGUUCCAGUCUUGUGAACACCAUUGAGGUGCUGCAAGCCAAAGUGAACGCCUUGGACGCUGCAACACUGGAUCAGGUAGAAGCCAGGCUUCAGAGUGUCCUUGGAAAGAUGAAUGAAAUCGCCAAGCAUAAGGCAGCCAUUGAAGAUGCAGAGACGCAGAACAAGGUCUCCCAGCUGUACGAAGUCAUUCAGAAGUGGGAUUCCAUGGCCACCACCUUGCCUCAGACUGUACAGAGGCUAGUCGCAGUGAAGGAGCUCCAUGAACAAGCCAUGCAGUUUGGACAGCUGCUGACCCAUCUAGACACGACCCAGCAGAUGAUUAAGAACUCCCUGAAGGACAACUCGACUCUCCUCACACAGGUACAGCAGACGAUGAAUGAAAACUUGAUGUCUGUAAAAGACAACUUCGGAGCCUUGGACGCUAGAAUGAAGAAACUCAGCAAAUAAAAACGAACCUUUUGAAAUGUUUGCAAAAAACAAACAAGAGACCAAAAAACUAAAGGGAGAUGACGACCCACUGCUCCCAAACCCCCCUUAUUGCCGCUUAAGGAAAUGAAUAAUAGAGUACAAUAUAUUCUACACUAAUAUGCCUUUUUAUUUAAAACAAAUACAUGAAACAAAUGCAAUUCUGUUCUGCUAAUUUCGUAACGCAAAGAUGAAGCUGAUGUCGUUUUCUCAGCUUGAAAUGGUCUGCUAGUCGGAGCUGGAAAUUUCAAUGUAAUUACUAUGAUAGGUGUUCCCUAAGAACCUCGCAGUACAGAGACUUGGUAACAAAGGGGUUCAAAUUGUUUAGGAGAUACAGUUGUUAAUAUUUAUGCAUGAUUUUCUUUACCGCUGAGACCUCGCUCAAACUCCCCAACCAAGGAAACCAGAGCUUUGAGAUCUGGGUAGAAAGCCGAAUGAUUUAAAAGUUUAAACAGUAGAAAGAGAAGGGAUUUCUUUUAGCAUGUUAGCCUGGCCUAACCUGAUCUGGCCUCCUUUAAACUGACUCAAUAAAGAGCCAGGCUGUCCGCAAAUGCACAAUGAUCAAAAGCAGUUGCGUUCUGCUGGUUUCUGAGGCCAGCUGAGGGAUGUAUUGUUGAUUAAACUGUAUUACUGAUUCAUGGUAGACUGCUGAAAAUUAGUUAGCAGAUCACAUCUUCUGAGAUAUGCCACAAAUUGAUUUAUUUUUAGCUCAAAACUUCUGUACGCAGGCUGUUGAGAGGCCAUUGUAGAUAAUAACUAUUGUGGAGAAUUGGCAUUGCGUCCUUUUAGAACUAGUGCAGGGGAUCUUAAUCUUCAAAGACCCCUAACAGUCCAAGUUGGUGAUUCAGACGAUUCUGCAUGUUUCAUUGUUCAAAUCACUGUUAUACUUAAAUUCUUUAAUUGUCUUUUUAAAUGCAUAGGAAAGCAGAUAAGUGGCACCUGGCUUAAACAACGUGCAUUAUCAGGUGGUGUUUAUAGGUUGGCAAACAGACAGCUUUAGCCUCCAAUGCCACUCUUCAAGUACCUCUCACACAAGAUCUCAGCAGAUCAGGGCUUCAGGGAGAGCGAGAUAGUACAGCACUGCAUUUCAGAGCCCGAUGAACACUUCAGACAGCCCUUUUGCUUACGGUUUAUAGAAAGGAGAUUCAGGCGAGUGAAUGGGAAGAUGCUGAGAGACAACUCAUUCGAAGUGUAAUGCAUAGUCAUUUUAAGGGACUUGACAGUCUGUUUUGUGAAUUUUAUUUUUUUCCCCCCAGCAGUACGGUUUCUAUUUCUAUCCAGUUAUUCUAAUAGAAUCCAGGGAGAGCAGAACUUUGUCAAGCAUUUGGAUCCCUAAAGAUACAGUUCAAUCACUGGAUCAUAACCCUGUACUGUCCAAACAUUUAUGAAAUGAGAAAAGCUGCAACACAUCAUGUACUGCAUGUGUAACAUUAUAAUACAGAGGGGUGGCGGGAUCAUAUGUGAUACAGAAAUGGACAUUACAGGGUUGAAUAAACAUGACACAGUUAAAUCGAUCAAUAGUAAAAAAAAAAAAGUGUAAUCCUGGAUAGACUGAGAGAGAAACACAGCAGACAGGAGCGAUGCUGGACCCCUCCAAGGCAUUCAUAUUUCUCGCCUGGAGAAACCGACAGCUUGUAAAUAUGCACCUAAACUCUUUGAUGACCGGUUAAAUUCAGCGUUGGUAUUAUACAUGUCAAACCUGGCCCUGUGCUGGGCACCAGAUGGCCUCUACUUCACUGUACUGGACAACUGUUUGAACGUAAUUAAAUAUGAUUGUGCAUUA
Molecule: messenger RNA, 3255 nt
Organism: Acipenser ruthenus (sterlet)
Lineage: Eukaryota; Metazoa; Chordata; Actinopteri; Acipenseriformes; Acipenseridae
Product: dynactin subunit 2-like
Exons: 14
Coding region: 249-1454 (401 amino acids)
Biological process (GO): mitotic spindle organization
Cellular component (GO): cytoplasm; dynactin complex; centrosome
Source: RefSeq, a predicted model, not a curated record